Molecule: messenger RNA, 687 nt
Organism: Glarea lozoyensis ATCC 20868
Lineage: Eukaryota; Fungi; Ascomycota; Leotiomycetes; Helotiales; Helotiaceae
Exons: 1
Coding region: 1-687 (228 amino acids)
Source: RefSeq, a predicted model, not a curated record
AUGGCCUCCCGCGAAUCCACAUCUCGCGCCCCCUCUAUUUUCGCCAUUUCCACUGAGCUCUUUCACGGUAUCACAUCCAACUUGAAUGUCCUCGACAUCCAUAGUCUGCGGCUCACCUGUCAUCACUUCCACGCCGUGAUCCCUCCAGUGCCUCCACCAACACAUUCCGACUUGCUUAACGCGGAGACCAUCCACUUCCUUGCAUGUGUUGGUUGCAAACGUCUACGGCGAUCUGCCAAAUUCAGUACGAAGAUGGUCAAAAAGCACAAGAGACCCGGUGGGCGUCAAGCGCGUUCACGAUUCUGUAUUGAAUGUGGUCGUCGACCACUGCCAGGUACUCAUCGAUAUAUGCUAGGUCAACGCUGGGAGGAAGGUGUGGUGCCCUAUGUACGAUGCAUAAGGUGUACAGAGAUUGAUAUUGCUCCGGAUGACAAGAUAGUGAAACUUUGUUUAUCUUGCCAUCAGCAAAACUUGGAGAGGAAAAGAGCAGCUGAGGAACAGGAUAGACUGUGGAAGGAGGUUAACGACCAGAAGCAGAGAAGGUUGCUACGUGAGGAGAGGAGGCGAAAUUGGAUUCAUAGCGGACGUGCCCAGUCUGAAUUUUCAUCGCAUGAUCCAGCAAGCGAGCAGUACAGCGAGAGUAUCGAUUGGGGAUUCGGCAUUGACAUGAACUCCGCACAUUCAUGA